Messenger RNA from Astyanax mexicanus (Mexican tetra), 6185 nucleotides. RefSeq names its product ankyrin repeat and FYVE domain containing 1 (gene ankfy1). Gene Ontology annotation, molecular function: protein binding; metal ion binding. The transcript has 25 exons. The record is from RefSeq and is a predicted model, not a curated record. The coding region runs from base 82 to 3582 and encodes 1166 amino acids. NCBI's taxonomy places the organism in Eukaryota, Metazoa, Chordata, Actinopteri, Characiformes, Acestrorhamphidae.
AUGAGUUCGCUCUCCCUCCUCCCGUUCUCGCUCUGAGCUGGCGAGUUCUCGCGAGAGGAGGCGACCAGCCACGGAUCCAACAUGGCAGAAGAGGAGGUGCAGAAGCUGCAGAAGCACCUGGCCCUGCUGCGGCAGGAGUAUGUGAAGAUGCAGCAGAAGCUGGUGGAGACGGAGAGGAGGUGCUCCAUGCUGGCCGCUCAGGCGUCCGGCCACAGCUCCUCCUCCCAGCCCAGCGACUCCUUCAUCAGCCGCCUGCUGGCCAUAGUGUCUGACCUCUACCAGCAAGACCAGUACAGUGACUUGAAGGUGAAAAUCGGCCAGCAGAAGCUGAGCGCUCAUAAGUUUGUGCUGGCUGCCCGCAGUGACAUCUGGAGUCUGGCCAACCUGGCCUCCAUCUCCGAGCUGGACCUGUCAGAGGCCAAGCCGGAGGUUGCCAUGGCGAUGCUGCGCUGGGCUUACACGGAUGAGCUGGAAAUGAACGAAGACGACACGUUCCUCAUCGACCUGAUGAAGCUAGCCAACCGCUUUCAGCUCCAGCUCCUACGAGAAAGAUGUGAGAAAGGAGUAAUGUCCUCUGUGAACGUGAGGAACUGUAUCAGGUUCUACCAGACGGCCGAGGAGCUGGACGCCACCACUCUGAUGAACUACUGCGGUGAGAUCAUCGCCAGCCACUGGGAUGACCUGAGGAAAGAGGACUUCAGCACUAUGAGCGCUCAGCUACUGUACAAGAUGAUCAAGUCCAAGACAGAGUUUCCCCUUCACAAAGCCAUUAAAGUGGAGAGAGAAGAUGUGGUCUUUCUUUACCUGAUAGAGAUGGAUGCCCAGUUGCCAGGUAAGCUGAACGAGUUGGACAAUAAUGGAGACCUGGCUCUGGACCUGGCCUUAUCGAGGAAGCUUGAGAGCAUCGCCACCACACUGGUCAACAACAAAGCAGAUGUGGACAUGGUGGAUCAGAGUGGCUGGAGUCUCCUGCACAAAGCCAUCCAGAGAGGGGAUGAGUUUGCCUCCACCUUCUUGAUCCGCCAUUCAGCACAGGUGAAUGCUGCCACAGUGGGGGCGGUGGAGACCCCCCUGCACCUUGUGUGUUCUUUCAGCCCAAAGAAACACAGCACAGAGGUGAUGAGCGGCAUGGCCCACAUCGCUGAGGCCUUGCUUAAAACCGGCGCCAACCCCAAUAUGCAGAACAGUAGAGGACGAACACCCUUACAUGAAGCUGUGUUGUCAGGAAACGAGCCAGUAUUCAACCAACUCCUGCAGUGCAAACAACUGGACCUGGAGCUCAAGGACCAUGAAGGGAGCACGGCUCUGUGGUUAGCUCUGCAGUACAUCACUGUGGCCUCUGACCCUUCUGUUAACCCCUUUGAGGAUGACGUACCUGUAGUAAAUGGCACCUCGUUCGACGAGAACAGCUUUGCAGCGAGACUCAUACAGAGGGGGAGCAAUCCUGAUGCCCCAGAUGCUUCAGGAAACUGUCUAAUGCAGAGAGCGGCUCUUGCUGGCAGUGAGGCAGCUGCCAUCUUCCUGGCCACCCAUGGCGCUGUGGUCAAUCAUACCAACAAAUGGGGUGAAACUCCUCUCCACACUGCCUGUCGCUGUGGCCUGGCUGGACUGACAGCAGAGCUUCUCCAGCAGGGGGCUAACCCUAACCUGCAGACUCAGAGUGCCCUUCCUGACAGUGACCGGAGCCACGGAGUGUCCUUACAGAGCCCUCUCCACAUGGCCAUCGUGCACAACCACCCGGAUGUGGUGUCUGUCAUAUUGGAACAGAAAGCGAAUGCUCUCCAUGCUACCAACAACCUUCAGAUCAUCCCAGACUUCAGCCUUAAAGACUCCUUGGACCAGACUGUGCUUGGACUUGCCCUCUGGACAGGAAUGCACACCAUCGCUGCCCAGCUCCUGGGGUCCGGUGCAGCUAUUAACGACACCAUGUCAGACGGUCAGACACUGUUGCAUAUGGCCAUCAAAAGACAAGACAGCAAGAGCGCCCUCUUCCUGCUGGAGCACCAGGCAGACAUUAACGUCAGAACGCAGGAAGGCCAGACUGCCUUACAACUGGCCAUUAGUAACCAGCUCCCCCUGGUGGUGGACGCCAUAUGCACAAGAGGAGCAGACAUGUCUGUGGUGGAUGAGAAGGGGGAUCCUCCACUGUGGCUGGCUUUAGAGAACGGUCUGGAGGACAUUGCCUCUACACUGGUCAGGCAUGGCUGUGAUGCAACAUGCUGGAGCACAGGGCCAGGAGGCUGCCAGCAGACCCUGCUGCACAGAGCAAUCGAUGAGAACAACGAGGUGACCGCAUGCUUCCUCAUACGCAGUGGCUGUGAUGUAAACAGCCCGCGGAAGCCUGGUCCUAAUGGUGAGGGUGAUGAGGAGGCACGGGACGGCCAGAGCCCUCUGCACCUGGCCUCCUGCUGGGGGCUGGAGGAGGUGGUGCAGUGCCUUCUGGAGUUCGGAGCAAACGUCAAUGCACAGGAUUCUGAAGGACGAGCUCCUAUUCACCUGGCCAUCAGUAACCAGCACAGCGUCAUCAUCCAGCUGCUCAUCUCCCAUCCUGAGAUCAGACUGAGCCUCAGAGAUAGGCAGGGCAUGACCCCGUUCGCCUGCGCCAUGACCCACAAGAACAACAAAGCAGCAGAGGCCAUCCUCAAGAGAGAGCCUGGUGCAGCCGAGCAGGUGGACAAUAAGGGGAGGAAUUUCCUGCACGUUGCGGUGCAGAACUCGGACAUAGAGAGCGUGCUCUUCUUGAUCAGUGUCCAGGCUAAUGUCAACUCCAGGGUACAGGAUGCUGCCAAGCUCACCCCCCUUCACCUCGCAGUGCAGGCCGGCUCUGAGAUCAUCGUCCGUAAUCUGCUCCUAGCAGGUGCUAAAGUGAACGAGCUGACAAAACAUCGUCAGACGGCUCUUCAUCUGGCUGCACAGCAAGACCUGGCUACUAUCUGCUCAGUGCUGCUGGAAAAUGGAGUCGAUUUCGCUGCUGUUGAUGAAAACGGCAACAAUGCUCUACACCUAGCUGUGAUGCAGGGUCGUCUGAAUAAUGUGAGGGCUCUUCUCACCGAAUCAAACAUUGAUGCAGAGGCCUAUAAUCUCAGGGGCCAGUCUCCAAUGCAUGUUCUCGGACAUUACGGGAAGGAGAACGCUGCGGCUAUCUUUGAGCUGUUUUUGGAAUGCAUGCCGGAAUAUCCUCUGGACAAACCGGACAAUGAAGGGAACACAGUGCUUCUUCUGGCCUAUAUGAAAGGAAAUGCUAACCUGUGUCGUGCCAUUGUGAGGGCUGGAGCUCGUCUGGGAGUUAAUAACAAUCAGGGCAUCAACAUCUUCAACUAUCAAGUGGCCACUAAACAGCUCCUGUUCCGCCUUUUAGACAUGCUCUCCAAAGAACCUCCAUGGUGUGAUGGCUCAAACUGUUAUGAAUGCACUGCCAAGUUUGGAGUCACUACAAGAAAGCAUCACUGCCGCCACUGUGGCCGCCUGCUGUGCCACAAGUGCUCUAUCAAGGAGAUUCCCAUCAUCAAAUUUGACCUGAACAAGCCUGUCCGCGUCUGCGACAUCUGCUUCGACGUGCUAACGCUGGGUGGAGUGUCCUAACACGUGACGUGAGCCGUAAGGGAGAAGGGCCUGACCUACCAGAACAGACGCACACUAAACUGGACAUGGUGGAUGAGAAGAAUGUGUAGAAAGUGAAGAAAAAGAGAGAGAAUAAGUAAAAGGGGUAGAUGUGAAUAGAGCCGUUGGAAUAAAAAAAUGUAUGGACUGCAGCUUUUUACUACUAAUGCAGUCAGUCUUUUUUCUGACAGAAUCAACCAUAACAACGUACUGUAUGUAUGUUCUAGCACCAACAUCUACCCAACGAUCAAACAUUCAGAGUAGUGGAAUGCUACAGAAGUGCAGUUUGUAGACCAUGUAGACCUAAGAUAGGUGUUUGUACCGUACAGGCCUGUGGAUAUAUCAGAAAAUGAGGGUUUGGGGGAGGGAGGGAUCAAGCAUCUGUAGACAUGAACUAUAACUGCACAUUUAAUGAAGUGAUGAAGUCGACAUUUUUAUAAAAUCAACACCAUUUAUACCAAGCAUUUCUCGCGAUCCUUGCUGCUGGAGAUGAAGGGAUCUAAGCUGAGGUGUCCAGUAGGUUCAGUGGUCGUCUCUACAGACAGUAUAAAGCCUUAAUCGUGCUUGCCGGGCAUGUGUGGAUUUUAUUUCUUAUACCAGAACAAGCAUUUCUGUACCUUUACCGUUUUUGUAGACCUCCGAAGGUCUGGAGAAGCAGACCUGCAGGAUUUUGAUCUUUAAAAAUAUGGUUGCAUCCAGAAGAGAUUGCAAUUAGGGCUGCAACGAUUAGUUGAUAUAAUCGGCAAUGUUAAUUAUUCAAAAUUUACUACAAAUUUAAUCGUUGACUAAUCGGUAAUUACAUAUUUACUCACUAAAUAUCAGUACUUGCCAUUUUUAAACAACAUCCAGACAUUUAAAUGCCUUUUAAAUCUCAUCUUCAGCGGUUUCUAUUGUUUUUAGAGCUGGAGGACAUGGCAGAAACAAUCGCUGACUAAUCGACUAUUCGAUUACUAAUCGAAAAAUAAUCGAAUUAGUUGACUACCAAAAUAAUCAUUAGGUGCAGCCCUAAUUGCAAUGCUUUUGGGAAUGAAGAUAAAGAAAACCUGGAACUAGGGCUGCAACAAUUAGUCGAUAUAAUCAACAAUGUCGACUAUAAAAAAAAAAAAAUCGACUCCAAAGGUUUAUUGACGACUAAUAAUUAAAUUGUAGCACCUCACAAAUUACUGUGGACAGAAACACAAUGGGAAACAAGUAUAGUGCUCAAUCACCCAGUUUAGUCAACUCUUUUUUUUCCAUUUAAAUGGCAUUUAAAUGUUCUGGACAUUUCUACGCCAUUUAAAUAUAAUGUUUAGCUGUUUCUAUCAUUUUGAACUAACAGAGAAAUCUAGAAACAGAAGCCGUACAGCAAGCAAAUACGAAGGGAAUGGCAGAAAUGAUUGUUGACUAAUCGGAUAAAUAAUUGGCAGAUUAGUCGACUACCAAAUUAAUCAUUAUUUGCAGCCCUACCUGGAACAAUAAAUGAUUACAAGUUUUGAGGACUGAUGUGGGCUAGAACUCUUGAUCAUAUUUAUUUAGAUGCAUGUACAGAAGUAAUGCUGCAACAUCUGCCAGACAUCCCAGCAUGGAGAGAGUUGUAGAGGUUCCUAAUAGAGUCCUGUGAUAACUAAUCCAAUGCAGCUUGAAUAUUCUCAUGCAGUUCCUGCAGAUUUUGCUGUAGGGGUGUGUGUAGGAGAUUAUUUGGUUAUACUUCUGUAUGUGUACCUCAGUAAAUAUUGCCCAUGUCAGUUAAUUUUUUGUAAUCUAUUGUUCCUGGUAACCUUUAUCUUCCUUCUGAAUAGUUAGAAAAAAAAAUUCUUCUGGGUGCAACAAUUUUUUAAAAUAAUAAGUUUAAUUACAACACAACGUUGACUUGACUACAUCUGCAUUUAAGCAUAAAUAUGAAUUUGCUUCUUCUGCCGCCUUCUGUGAUCUAACCUUUUGACUGUGCGUCAUUGUGUCCUGCGAUCGAUGUUAGUCUUUAAGGGACCUUAUUAUUUUUAUUCUUCCAUUAGCAUUUUACAUACUAAUUAAAACACUCGCUGUUGAGCUAAGUCUCCUUUUCUAUACCGAUCUAAGAAUUAAGAAAAGCAAAAAUCUUUCGUAUGAAGCCAGAGAGUGAUAUUCUUAUUAACGUUGGUUUUGUUUUGUUUUUUUAUGCAGAGGUAUGAUCAGUUGCCUACUAUGCAUAUAUACACAUAUAUCAUUUUAUCACGGUCAUAAUCAUGCUUUAUUCAUGUGAUCACCAAAGGAUUACAUUCCAUUUAUAUAUAUAUUUUUUUUUCCUUUUGGCCUGCAAGUAAGUUUUGAUGGAUCAAGUGUUUUUUUUUUUUUUUUUUUUUUUUAAGUGUCUAAAAUUUGCGUGAAGUCAAGCUACAUUCGUUUUAAAUUCUCAACGCUAAACAGCUGCACUUUAUCAUUUUUUUUAAUAUAUACAUUUCUGAUCGUGUUUUGCGAGGUGAAUGUGACGGGGUUGAAGAAGGCCAGUCCACAGUUCGUAAUGUUAGGUAAUCUUAAAUUGUACAGUUAAUUGUAUAAUAUUUUUGACCACUACAACUGUUUUGUACUUAAAUGCAGUUUGUGCUUUUUCUUUUUUUUUUUUUGUCAAA